Messenger RNA from Microthlaspi erraticum, 312 nucleotides. The record is from the annotation of a GenBank genome assembly. Lineage: Eukaryota; Viridiplantae; Streptophyta; Magnoliopsida; Brassicales; Brassicaceae.
AUGGAGCAACUCGAGGACGAACCGCUACGAAGCUACCUGAACAGAUUCAAAGCACGCUGCUCGACCUUGACGAGACCCGGGAGACCCCCAAUCGCAGAACCGCUCAUCCAAGCCCUCGGAAACGGACUUCGACAUCCCGCAGCUACGGACCCCGAAGACCUCGGAAGAAACAAGAGAAAGUCAUCAUCCUCUCGCCCGGAGAAGUCCACGCAUAAAGCACCAAGAUGCCAUCACGAAUCUCUCCCUCGCCGAGACGAUACCCUGUCUACGAUGACGAGACCAGGAGAAAAUGGAGAAUCGCGCGAAGACUGA